Molecule: messenger RNA, 3146 nt
Organism: Nyctereutes procyonoides (raccoon dog)
Lineage: Eukaryota; Metazoa; Chordata; Mammalia; Carnivora; Canidae
Gene: WEE2
Product: WEE2 oocyte meiosis inhibiting kinase
Exons: 12
Coding region: 1-1428 (475 amino acids)
Biological process (GO): protein phosphorylation; mitotic cell cycle; regulation of meiosis I
Cellular component (GO): nucleus
Molecular function (GO): ATP binding; magnesium ion binding; non-membrane spanning protein tyrosine kinase activity
Source: RefSeq, a predicted model, not a curated record
AUGGGCAAGAAAGAAUUCUUGAGACGUUUUAAGGUGCAAAAAGUGUGGCAACCAGAGUGUGCAGCAUUCCGGAGUCUGCUAAGCCAGUCAGUGAUUUCUUCAACAGAGAAGCUCCCCUCCAGAGGCUCUAAGCAUUUGAGGUUCACACCUGUUCCCUUUGUGGAUGAGAUGACCUCGUCAGCUCUGGUCAAUAUUAAUCCCUUUACUCCAGAGUCCUAUAGAAAACAAUUCCUUCGAUCCAAUGGCAAGAGGAAAACUCGAGGAGAUCUUGAGGAAGCUGACCCAGGGGAAGGCAAGGUAGAACAAGGGCUGCCUGCCAAGAGAUGUGUUCUACGAGAAACCAAUAUGGCUUCCCGCUAUGAAAAAGAAUUCUUGGAGGUAGAAAAAAUUGGAGUUGGGGAAUUUGGUACAGUCUACAAGUGUAUUAAGAGGCUGGAUGGAUGUGUUUAUGCAAUAAAACGGUCCAUGAAACCUGUUGCAGGAUUAUCAAAUGAGAAUUUGGCUCUGCAUGAAGUUUAUGCUCAUGCAGUGCUUGGGCAUCACCCUCAUGUGGUCCGUUACUACUCUGCAUGGGCAGAAGAUGACCACAUGAUCAUUCAGAAUGAAUACUGUAAUGGUGGGAGCUUGCAGACUGCUAUAUCUGAAAACACAAAGUCUGGCAAUCAUUUCCCAGAGCCGAAACUCAAGGACAUCCUUCUGCAGAUUUCCCUUGGGCUUAAGUACAUCCACAACUCUGGCAUGGUGCAUCUGGACAUCAAACCUAGUAACAUCUUCAUUUGUCAUAAAAUGCAAUGCGACUCUCCUGUAGUCCCAGAGGAGAUUGAAAAUGAAGCUGAUUGGUUUCUCUCUGCCAAUGUGAUGUAUAAAAUUGGUGACUUGGGUCAUGUGACAUCAAUAAGCAAACCAAAAGUGGAGGAGGGAGAUAGUCGCUUCUUGGCCAAUGAGAUUUUACAAGAGGAUUAUCAGCACCUUCCCAAAGCAGACAUAUUUGCCUUGGGAUUAACAAUUGCAGUAGCUGCAGGAGCAGAAUCUUUACCCGCAAAUGGUGCCAAAUGGCAUCAUAUCCGUGAGGGGAACCUUCCAGACAUUCCUCAGAAGCUCUCAGAAGAAUUUCACAAUCUACUCAAGAACAUGAUCCACCCUGACCCAAGCGAGAGACCUUCUGCAGCAGGUCUGGCCAGAAGUCGAGUUCUCCGGCCCUCCCUCAGGAAAGCAGAAGAGCUCCAGCAGCAACUUAACUUGGAAAAGUCCAAGACAGCCACACUAGAAAGGGAACUGAGAGAAGCCCAGCAGGCCUGGUCCCCCCAGGAAGAGCAUAGUGACCCUGGGGUCUCUGGGACCCCCACAGGAUCAAGAUGUACCAAACGCCUGGUAGGAGGAAAAAGUGCAAAGUCUUCAAGCUUCACCUGUGGGAAGUCUUCCCCAUAAGAACUCCCUUCACACCAACCCCUCUUUUGCCUUAGUGCUUCCAGAAAUAUUGACCGUGUCAACCUUCUUGUAAAUGGGAAGAUUAACCAACUUGAAUGCCCAAAGAUUUCAAUAACCACUCCUAAUUUAGCAUUUACAGCCAAGGUCCUCAAGCUAGUAAGGCCCUGUAUUAGCAACGUCCCAGAUACAAUAACUGGAAGCAUUUAUCUUCUCCAUUGAUAUAUUCCUAAGGCUACCUAUCAACAGUUUUUUCCCUUGUCACACUCACUGAUGCACAGUGGGAAAGCACGCAUCUCUGAACUGAAAGAGAAAGCAGUGGCCCUAGGCACGCCAUAUGGAAUAAGAGGCUGCUGUAGCUGGUUGCCUACUGAGGAACAGGGACUCUCCUUGCACAUAGAAAGGAAUAUAAUUUUGUUUUGAAUUGAGGUAACUGCUUUCAAGAAAUGUGCAUGUAUUUCAGUAAUGCUUCUUAGGGGUAAAUGAUGGUAUUCCUAAAAUAAUUCUCAGCCACUUUGAGCAAGUGGUUUUCCUACUGUAUUCUUUCACUGAAGACAAUCCUUUCCUCUGAUAUUAUAUUUAUUAAAUAAAUGGCCUCACCAUUAUGUGAGGUGGGUAGAGAUAGACUAUCUAUAACUUGUAAUUUCUGAACUGGAUAUUAACUUAUGGAACAAGACACUGGGUAUGGGGUUCAAGGAACAUUUAAUGUGGUGGUUCUUCAAAAUAUUUGCCCUGACCCUCUUGUAAUUGUUAGGACUGGUUUUGAUUUUCUGGGUGUCACCAAAUUCUCCUUGACUUUUAUCAGAAUUUGGCUUUGUUUCCUGUGAUUUUUAUCAUAUUUUAAUCCUGAUUAUUUUCUCUGUAUAUGUUUUAAGGGAAUAGAACAUUUGUAAAUAAAGGUUUUUAUCUUGUCCAAAGUCAGAUAUGGGUAAAGUACUCUUCUUUAUAAUAUGUAACUAUCAAAGAGUGAGAAAUUUCUGUUGGAAACUAUUUCAUGAGUAGAUAGGGAGUAGAUAGAUGAGAACAUUUGGUAGAUUGGUAGUAACAGGUCUUGGCUGCAAAGCCCAGCUUUGUGGGCCUAAAAGCUAAUAAUGGUCAGGCUCUAAUAUAUAAAAUACUUCUGUCAUAAAGGCAUUUGACAACUUCUAGUGCAUCAUGUUAAUUAAGGUAGCCUGUUAAUGGUUUGUAGGCUUUUUUGCUGCCUUAUAUUCUUCUUUACCCUCCAUUAAAAAAAAAAAAAAAAAAAAAAAACAAGUGUUUUUAAAUUGAAUAGACCAUCAUAGCAUUCUUUGUUCUGUCUUGGAGUAGCAAUUAUUUCCAUGCAGUUAAGUGGGGGUAAAGUGCUCUAUAUUGCUCAUUGUCAUUUAAAAAAAUCUAGUCUCAAUUCACAUUUCUAAAAUGGCGUUAAUUUAUCUCUUGCCUCCCAGCCAUAUCCAUUGCAGUACAAGGUCAACCACAAUUUGCAAUUUAGAAACAGGUAUAUUGUUAAACAUAUGCAAUGUACAGACCAGAAUUCUUUAAUUAUACUUGUCUUCUCAGACAUUGACCGCUCGUACUUUUAAGGUCUAUGACCUCUUCUUGACCCUGCUCCUCAGAGCCCACCCAUGUCAGCACUUGAGUGGAUCUGGUGCCAGACUAUUGCUUUCUCUCCCUCUCUCUCUGGGGGACUCCAGAGUACCACAAAGUUACUAAACCAGCAGGUGGCUACACAGACACUGUUG